Molecule: messenger RNA, 1000 nt
Organism: Gloeophyllum trabeum ATCC 11539
Lineage: Eukaryota; Fungi; Basidiomycota; Agaricomycetes; Gloeophyllales; Gloeophyllaceae
Exons: 6
Coding region: 66-794 (242 amino acids)
Biological process (GO): proton motive force-driven ATP synthesis
Molecular function (GO): proton transmembrane transporter activity
Source: RefSeq, a predicted model, not a curated record
GCGAAAACGCUCGCCUUCCGUCCUCCUCACCACCGAGUUCUCUGCUAGACAGUCGCUCGACUACCAUGGCGUCCAGAAUCGCCAUCAAUUCGCUGAGGGCAUCCGCCUCGAAGGUGCGACCGCAAGCGGUCGCUGCUGCCCGCGUCAUGCAAGCGCGAACGAUGGCGAGCGGCUCGAACCCCCCUCCCCCCGCCGAGCGCGCGUCCGAGAUCAUCAACAACAUGCCCUCCUCGCCGAACCUGAUCACCAAGACGGGCACGAUCGUCCUCGGAACGGGUGCGCUCGCCGCGGCCAUCUCGCAGGAGCUGUAUGUGAUGAACGAGGAGACGGUCAUCGCCGCCGGCUUCCUCAUCAUGCUCACGUUCAUCGCCAAGAACAUCCGCGGCCCGUACGUUGACUGGGCCGAGGGCCACAUCGCGCGCAUCCGCGGCAUCCUCGAGGGUGCGCGUGCUGAGCACACGCAGGCCGUCAAGGACCGCAUCUCCUCCGUCGAGCAGAUGAAGGACGUCGUCUCCAUCACACAGAGCCUCUUCGCCAUCUCCAAGGAAACCGCGCAGCUCGAGGCGGAGACGUUCGUGCAGCAACAAAAGGUGCUCCUCGCCGCGGAGGCGAAGGCCGUGCUCGACAGUUGGGUGCGCUUCGAGCAGCAGCAGAAGGAGAACGAGCAGGCGGAGCUCGCGCGCGCGGUCAUCGACCGCGUGAUGAAGAGCCUCUCGGAUGAGAAGACCCAGCGGGAGAUAUUGGCGAACGCUAUCCAGGAGGUUGAACAAUUGGUUAAAGCGAAGGCCGUAUAGAGUAUCUAUACUAUUGUUGGUCAUGGCUUAAUUUGACUUUGUUGAGUCUCUGGACGGUCUUGAUUGAUGGCCUGAUUGAUCAAGCACGGAAAACCCACUGCUGCGAGACAACAAUCGACAUUCGAAAAUAUUAAGAACAUGGUACAUAUUCGUACAAGAUCGAUAACCCAUGCACCUCCUCAACCAGCACUAAUCUUACAUGGUAU